AUCCAUACAGCAUCUCGGUAAUUGGCCUACCAGCUGCCGGUGCCGCUAUCAUCGCCUACCCUAAGCCCCAGUCGUGUUUGCAAUCCUUGGCGGGGAUCGUUGCUACUCUAUGAUAAGAGAGAUCGUCUUGUCUACUCGAUUCGCUACGGUCACGGUACCCUUGAGCCCACGAGGAGCCUACCGUACGCCGAGUCCCUACGAUCGUUAUUCUCCUCCCCCUACUUUGGAUCCGCAGCGACAGGAGCUCCAGCAGUAGCCGCAAUAGCCGUACUUGUUCACCCUCUCUCUUCGUUCGGCCCGCAAGACUACAGAGUUGUACUUCCGAACCCCUAAUCGCCUCACACAAUAUUAAAGUAUGAGCGAUCCUACUCAGGGUGUUAGGUCUGGGCUUCAAGGUUUGCAUUUAUCAUACCUCCCCCUCGUAGGAGCAAGUUAUGUUUGUUGAGCGUGUGUGGCUGAUUCUGUUCCGGGGGGGGGAUUGUGAAAGGCCGGGUGAACAAUAACCUUGACAUACUUCUGAAACGUUUUGAGAGUAUCAUCGAGUUGGCUUCUGUAUUACCCCCCACGCUCCUUCACCCUCGACCACUACUCCGGGCUCCUCCCGACCAGAUACUCGUUUCUAACCAAUUAACCUAGGUUUAUGACAAAGAUCGUAUAGUCAAAGAUCGUACAGCUACAGCCGUAGAAGCGUACCAGAUUGAGUGCCACGCUUCUUCAAUGGCAUCGCCCCACUUCCUUUGCUACUUUUUGCCACUAGGACUAACGAACAGCUCACAGAUACGUGCAGCAGAGGACCUACUAGCACUAACCCGUUCGCUAAAAGAAGCCUGGUUGUUCGGACAGUUGGGCAGUGAACUGGGAGUCGUCGACGAAGCUACAGAUCAGAUUGCGAGGGAAGUAGGGGAAGCGCUGCAGAAAUUAGCGACAAAGAAGGUGGGUGGAUUAGAUCAGUAACUUGGGUCCAUCUUUUCGGUUUGAAAUUUCGCUCUUUUCUCCUGUGGCGUUUGGAAAUUCGGUAUCUGGCCUCCAGCGUGAUAUGGUGGCCUUGCUUUUACUCUUUGUUCUCGAUGAAAGUGGUAGAGAGGUGCUUGGGCCAUCACUCGCUUUCUUUUUCCCUUCUACUCUUUUCUUUCCCCUCAUCGCCGCAGCUGUAGUAUGGUAGUUGCACUUUCCUUCCGUGUCUCCUAGCUCAGUAUUGCGACCUCGAGUUCAGCCUCCGACUCACACGUUGCCCGGGCAUUCCCCCGCGGGCAUGGUGUCUGAAGCCUACCAAAUAGCAUCCCUCUAACCAGCCCGAGUACCAAAUCCUCUGCCUCCGGGUGUAUGUCCGGCCGGGCGGGAGUUGUCCCGGAACUUUGGUACGGUUGUGGUUAAGUGAAAUUUUUUGUCCUUCUCGAGUUAGAAUCGUAUCCGUAGCUUUCCCAGAGGGCUUGCUAAGUUGCGGAUUUGUUCCCGAGCGGCAUCUUGUGAUGCGGAGUUGGAGCAAUACCUACGCUGUCUGUCUGACACUGGAGCUUGGCGCCAGGGGAGGAGCCCCGAUCCACCUCUUUUGUAAAGAUGGAUUACUUAAAAGUGGGGGGAUAGGUUUGUGGGAGGAAAUAUUCUAGGUGGUAGAGUUGGUGAAGCGAUGCGGGAGAUAUUGCUGAUAGUGGGAUGUGGUGGCAGUUGGUAUUAUAUCAUUGCUUUCAAUUGACAGUCUAACCGACCUAAGCGUGAGCAAGUAAAUAGGAAUAAUUAAGAGAAAUAUCAUACUCGCAGAGACAUUGGAUUACACGGCCAUCCGUGAGGGCAAAUCCAGUGGCCUACAAUGCGUAAGUUCCUUGCGCCUAACAUCUACGGAUACGGUCUAAAAAGUAUGGCAAAAGCAACCCCCCAAUACCGGUACUAUACUUUUUCUUU
Messenger RNA from Tuber aestivum (summer truffle), 1899 nucleotides. The record is from the annotation of a GenBank genome assembly. Lineage: Eukaryota; Fungi; Ascomycota; Pezizomycetes; Pezizales; Tuberaceae.